Messenger RNA from Prunus persica (peach), 4863 nucleotides. RefSeq lists its product as uncharacterized. NCBI's taxonomy places the organism in Eukaryota, Viridiplantae, Streptophyta, Magnoliopsida, Rosales, Rosaceae. The record is from RefSeq and is a predicted model, not a curated record. The transcript is spliced from 7 exons. The coding region runs from base 1363 to 4233 and encodes 956 amino acids.
UUUGUGUUUCUCAACGCUCAGGAACUCUCUUGCAAAAGCGUACACGUCAGCAACUUCGCACACACAUUUCCUCUACAGCUGCAAAGUAAAGGUUUUUGAGGAGAGAAAGUCAGAGAGAGAGAGAGAGAGAGAUGUGAGAAUUGGGAUGGUGGUGAGUGGUGACUUUGAUGAUGGUUGGAAGAGCAGAGGAGAGAAAAUGGAGACAGCCCAAACUUUUCUUCAAUACAAAGCUCUCUCAAUGGACCCCAUCAAAAUCAAUCCAAACCCAACUGUCACGUAUUCUUAUAAUCUCCCACCCAACACCAACAGCAUUGUAAAGUUUUUGUCUUUCACUUUCUCACCAUCACUUCCUUCUCUCCCUCCACUUUCCUCGGUCUUUAAUGGCUGCCCAUUUGAGAAUUCUGCUUAAAAAAUAGUGGGUCGGUGCUAGAUAAGCAUUUGGACCUCUCUUUUUGGCUGUCAAAAAAGAUGCCCACUUGGAAGAAGUCUUUAUUUUUCACCGUGUGUUUGGUACAAUUUGCCUGAAUUUGGUCUGGGUUUUGUGAACACCUGUGAUAUUUUUUGUUUUGGAGGUUCUGGGUGCUUGAAGCUUUGCCAUUGAAGAGAACUUUGCACCCAAAAAAAAAAAAAAAAAAAAAAAACCUUUUGCUCGUGUGAAUAGCUAUGUUAGAAUUUAGCAGAGCUUAUUUUGGGUGUUUCAAAAGGGUCGUUUUCAAUGGUCUUUGAUGCUGCAUUGUACUGUGCUGAAUUUUUCAUGCUUUGUUGUGUCAAGCAUUGACCUUUUGAGAGAGGAUUUUGAAUAUAAAAAAAACCAAACGCAUGCGUGGAUUAUCUGAAUUAUCAAUUCCAUUGUGCACAACUCAUGAAUUCUGGAUCGAAUUUUUGUAAAGAAUAUUUGGGUUUAUCAAGCUUUUGUGUAUCUGAAGCUUCUGAUCAAUUUUCGACAUCAUUGCUUAGUUUUGUUCAUAUAAGUUUGAGGGUGGAUUUUUUACCUUUGACCCAUUUGUGAUCAUGGGAAUUGAGGAGGUAUAAUUGCCUUGAUUAGUCUUUUCUUUGAAGUGAAUACCAAAUUGCAAGUGCUUUGAGCCUUUUGUGGAGAAUGAGAGGUGCUGGUUAAGGCUUUUAUGAAUGAAAAAAGAAGGCUUUGAUACCUUGCCAUCCACAGAAAGUUUAGUAUCUUGAGCUUCACUCUGUUAGAAAACUUGAGGGGUUGAAAUUGGAAUUUAUUGGUAUAUGCAAUAGACUUAUCCAGCUGCAUUUCUAUCUUCGCCAUAUCGAAUUCAAGGGUCUGAAGUUGAGCCAGGCCAGGAACAGAUUUUGGAUAUAGAAAGCCAAAUAAAGUUAAACAUUCACCCAUUAGUUAUGGCAAAGAAGUCCCAGAAACGCUCUGUGCGAUUUGAAAAAGAUCAAUUAGGCUGCAUGUCGGGUUUUAUCAGUAUAUUUGACUUCCGGCACGGUCGCCCCACCUGGAAGCUGAUUUCUGAUAGGAGGCAUGGAAGUAAGCAUGUUGUUGGUACUGGACUUUCAAGGAAUCAGUUUGAGAUGUUGAGUAAUUUGGAUAAAAACUUCCAAGGCACCCUUGACGGUGAUGUGAGCACAACAGCAAUAGUGACAGCCGAUGCUUGUAAGCCUAGUGUGAAGAAACUCAUGGAAGAAGAAAUGUCCAUUGAGCAAGACACAAAAAAGGAGAUAAGCAAUGAUGAAGCAGAAACUAAACAGUCUGACUCAAGCCAGAUCAGAAAGGACCACAAGAAACCAAAGAAGACUCGCAAGAAAAGCCGUGACAUGGACACCCAUAAUUUGAAUGCUUCUGAGAACUUGGAAUCUGUAUGCUCUUGCAAUCAGAAUCCAGAGCAGAAAACUAGAAGUAAUUUUGGCAUAGAUGAGAUAAGGGAAGAGGUACGUUGCCAGAUCCAUCAGAAAUAUAUUAAUUGUGCAAAUCAUGAUGUGAAUGGUGAAGCUCCUGCAAAAUCGAACUACAAGCACUCUGAUUUUGAAGAGUUAUGUGUGGCAAUCAAGGAGUUCAUGAAUCAGAAGUUUACUGAUGGGAAACAUCUCACAGAAGAUCAGAAAAUCCACCACUUCAGAGAACUAAUGGAUGCACUUGAGGUCUUAAGUUCAGAUGAAGAAUUGUUUCUGAAACUUUUGCGAGAUCCAAACUCACUGUUGGCAAAAUAUGUCCAAAACUUGCAGGAUGCUCAGAUAGAGAAAGACGAAGAAUCCCAGUCCUUUGCAGAGUCUAAGUUGUCAGAACAGAAGCUUGGCGAUUUAAAGCAACCUGAGGAGCUUGUCAUCCGUAAACAUCGUUACUUUUUCAGGAGAAAGAUCAAGCAUCAGGAAAGAAACCCAACAAAGGCAAAUGAGAAUUCUGAAGCUUCAAAGAGAAUUGUCAUUCUGAAGCCUGGGCCUCCAGGCUUACGAAACUCUGAAACUGAAAAUAGCCCAUCCCCAGAAUCCCAUUACAUUGCAAGGAAUAAAGGGACAACUGAAAGAGUUGGUUCCCACUUUUUUCUCUCUGAAAUAAAAAGGAAAUUUAAGAAUGCUAUGGGAAAGCAACAGCAUGGGGCAUCUACUGUUGGAAUUUCAAACAGAUUGCCCUAUAAACGUCAGAGUUUGGAAGAUAGUGACAGAGGAGUUGGUAAAGAAAAAGCUGGAAGUUCUCCUGGUAAAGAGCACUUCUACAUGGAAAGAAUUGCUAAACCUUCCAGUGGUAUCAAGAGGGUAGACAAGACUGGCAAAGUGAAAGAAUCUGAAAUAAGUUUGGAGCAUGAAAAUCAUGGUAUUCUGGAUCAAAGGGUAUCUAACAUCUACAUUGAAGCCAAAAAGCAUCUCUCUGAGAUGCUGAGCAAUGGAGAUGAAGUUGUAGAUAUUUCGAGACGACAGUUUCCUAAAACCUUGGGAAGGAUUCUCUCCCUCCCCGAUUACAACAUUUCUCCUUUUGGCAGUCCUGGAAGGGACUUGGAGAAUGGCUUUGUUACUGCACAUAUGAGAUUAUCCGCCUAUGACAAAGUUUGGAAGGCCAAUGAGAAUACAUGGUCUCCUAAGCAAGAGAAAAAUGCCAGCCCUCUCAGUCAUGUAGCACCCAACUUAGAGAGUCUGCCAUCUGUUUCUGACAGCAACCCUGAUUAUAAAGUACAGCCUCCUAACUCAAUACCAAGUAACUCAGAUAAUCUGGUUCAUGAUAAUGAAGUAGAAGAAACCCAUCCUACCAUCGUAGAUGAGAUGAAUCCUGAAGGUGAUAUAGAGAUUGAAAAAGAAAUUGAAAUUGUAGCUCAGGAAGAAGAAAUUAUCGUGGAUGUUCCCUCUGAACCAAGUGGCUCUUCAAUUGCCAGAGAUGACGAAACCAGUGACAUGCCUGAAAUUUCUGAUGAUAAAAGAUAUUUUGAAUGCUCAAGACAGGAAUCAAAUGACGAGAACCCAGUGCAAUCUUCUUCAUUAGCAUCCCCUUCCAGCUCUUCAACCACCAAGCAUUUUGAAGAUUUAGAAAGGGCUAUUGAUAUUGCAGAGCGGCCAAGCCCUGUUUCAGUUCUUGAGCCACUAUUCACAGAUGAUGACAUCAGCCCUGCAAAAACCAUUUCUCGACGAGUAGAGCUGCCAAUACAACCACUACAGAUCCAAUUUGAAGAUCAUGACCCUUCAGCCACAGAGCAAACUAAUAAUGCAAAAACUUGUACAGAAGACAAGGAAGUAAUAUUUGAUUUUGUAAAAUCAGUGAUGCAAGCCUACGGCUUCAAUUGGGAUGACAUCUGUGUGAAGUGGCUUUCUUCUGACCAACUUAUUGAGCCAUCAUUGUGUGAUGAGGUAGAGCUUUUCCCUAACCAGCUUUGCUAUGACCAGAAUCUCCUUUUUGACUGUAUUAAUGAAGUUCUAGUGGAGGUUUGUGGGCGUUGUUAUGGUUGCUUCCCUUGGGUGUCAUCUGUGAAACCUAGCAUAAGGCUAGUACCAGACAUGAAAACUGCUAUACAUGAGGUCUGGACAGGAGUUUAUUGGCAUCUCCUUCCGCUUCCAUUGCCUCAUACUUUGGAUCAAAUUGUCACAAAAGACAUGUCAAGAACUGGAACGUGGAUGGACCUUCGAUUUGAUACUGAGACCAUCGGUGUUGACAUGGGUGAAGCCAUUCUCCAAGAAUUGAUGGAAGAUACCAUAUUAAGCUAUGUAGAUGGUAGUCCCAAAAGUGAAAAUGCUUUAUUUUUGGCCGAGUCAAAUGAAAAAGAUAGCAUUUUGAACUUGUAAAACACAAUCUGGCUUAUUUGUCGAUGCCGAAAACCAACCCACCUUCUUGUUGAGGCAGUUGGAAAGCAAGUCAUAUAUGCGCAUCCAGAGAAGCAACAUUUCACCAAGAGAUCUUCUUAGCUUUCCUGGAGUAUCCUGGAUCCAAGAUGAAUUGGCUUUGCAACUUUGUCAACUGAAAUCAUGUAGGUAGCAUAGAAUCUGCCACAUCGGAAAACUAUGGCUCACUGGGAAUUCUGGGCAACAGUCAUCACAUGAAACAUCCUUAAUGGAUAGGGUUUGCAAAUGCUCCUUGCAAGAACUCGGGCGCUUCUCCAGAAAUGGAUUAUACAAAAUUGAUAAGUACCAUUUCUGAGAGUCAUUGUCCAUGUCAAGCACUGAGGCUGUAAUGUAGAGUUGUUCUUAUAAAUGUAGAUUCUUGUAGAGGGUUCGAGCUUUGUGUUAGUUGAGGGUGUUCUUGAUUUCAUUCAUUCUUAACUGUGUUGUCUUGUUCUCUUAUUUCCCUUUUUUUUUCCCCCUUUGUAUUUUCUGUUGUAUUUGCAAAGGUUAGAGCUCAACGAGUUGUGAGUUGUGAGUCUUGUGACUGACUGGUUGUAAUUACAAAGAAAAUAAAAAUUCAUGUUAGGUUUAUUA